ACCUUUAAAUCAACUAAUGGCUGAAAUGGCACGAGAGCACAAAGAUCUGGAUACGAUCUCGGCAUAUGCUUGGAAAAUUUGUAACGACUGUACCAGAACAGAUCUGUCUUUGAUGUAUCCGCCACAUCAGAUUGCAAUUGCUUGCAUUUUGAUUGCAUCGGUUUGGACGAAUCGUGAUAAAGAGCUAAAAAAUUGGUUCGCUGAACUUGCUAUAUUGGAAAUUCAAAAAAUUAUCAUCAAUUUGUACAGUGUGUGGAAGACAUUUGAUGAGAAAGAACAACUCGUUGCAAUCCUACAGAAGAUUCCUCGUCCAAAUCCCGGUCCACAGGCAACAAAUGCCCCAAUGAUGCAGUCACAGCAUUCACACGGCGGCCUUUCAGUACCGAAUAUGAACGUUCAUCAAGGAGUUACAAUGGGUCCCCCUCAUAUGCCACCAACAGGUGGCAUGAAAUUUGAAACGCAUUAGUA
This is a messenger RNA of Gongylonema pulchrum, 468 nucleotides long. The record is from the annotation of a GenBank genome assembly. NCBI's taxonomy places the organism in Eukaryota, Metazoa, Nematoda, Chromadorea, Rhabditida, Gongylonematidae.